This is a messenger RNA of Daphnia pulex (common water flea), 1149 nucleotides long. RefSeq names its product zinc finger CCHC-type and RNA-binding motif-containing protein 1-like. Bases 187 to 777 code for a protein of 196 amino acids. The transcript is spliced from 5 exons. Gene Ontology annotation, cellular component: U12-type spliceosomal complex. The record is from RefSeq and is a predicted model, not a curated record. Gene Ontology annotation, molecular function: RNA binding; zinc ion binding. Gene Ontology annotation, biological process: mRNA splicing, via spliceosome. NCBI's taxonomy places the organism in Eukaryota, Metazoa, Arthropoda, Branchiopoda, Diplostraca, Daphniidae.
CAGACGAUUUUCAGUUGUCACAUCACAUUGUGGUCUCAAGUCUCAUAUUCUAUUGAUUAGGCUGAAUUCGAGUUUAAAUUUAAACUAGAAAACAGCAGCAGCUUGGUAGUAUUAUUUACAUUCAGUGAUUCUCAAAUAAAUAUUUCAUUCGUCCACCAAAUAAGAAGUAGAAACAACAAAGGGUACAUGGAGGCGAGCCAGACUCGAGAUUGCACAGUGUACGUCUCAAAUUUCCCAUUCUCUCUAACCAACAAUGACAUCCACCAGAUUUUCGGGCAAUAUGGCACCGUGAUUAAAGUAACCAUCGUAAAGCACCGAUUGACAAGAAAAAGCAAAGGCGUGGCUUUCAUUGUUUACAAAACUCAAGAAGAGGCAUCCAACUGCAUCCAGCAGACCAAUGAAAAGGAGAUGUUUGGUCGGAUUUUGAAAUCCUCAAUUGCCAAAGACAACGGUCGGACGGAAGAGUUUGCAACUCAGAAAAAAACCUACGAGGACAAAUCGCGGUGUUUCGAAUGUGGCCAGGAAGGACAUCUGAGUUAUCAGUGCCCUAGUAACGCAUUGGGAAGUCGCGAACCGCCAAAGAGAGGGUCAAGAAAACACGAAAAAGAAGGGAGCGAAUUAGGAGAUCAAGACGAUUCUCUCGGUGCUGCCAUUCGCUACGAACAGCAAAAACGAUCGAUGCAAGAGCAAUCAACGUCGUUAUCCGCAACAAACGUCCGAAAGAAGAAAUUCAAACCAAGCUCCUAUUUCAGUGACGAAGAAGAGAUAAGCGACUGAAGCAGCGGUAGGCUAUAAGGUAAAUUACCUUAUUAAGGCCAGUACACUCUACCGAUCCCUCGAAAGCAUACAAUCUUGUACUUAUUUGCGUUCCGUUGCACGCAAUUAUUUCCGUAAAAAACGUGGAAAUCAGUCAAAUGUAAAAAUGUGAUGAACUGUGAAUAAAUAUUUUAAAAAUAGUUAGCUGGAAAUUCCAGCUUAACUGAUUCAAACUGCCGAUCGGCACGUACGAUACGGCACGAACGAUAAUGUGGAAAUUAAGACUAUUUUCUUUUAUCACGUUUGCGUUAACUUGAUUGCUUAUUUCAUUACAAUUGCUUACUUCUAGACAAACGCUUCAUUUAUGGUGACUUAAUACAUUUUUUGAUGUUA